CACAGCCCCGCCGAGAUGUCCGCGCAGAGCCUACUCCACAGUGUCUUCUCGUGCUCCUCGCCGGCCUCGGGCAGCGCGGCCUCGGCCAAGGGCUUCUCCAAGAGGAAGCUUCGCCAGACCCGCAGCCUGGACCCGGCUCUGAUCGGCGGCUGCGGGGGCGAGGCGGGCUCAGAGGGCGGCUCGCGGGGGGCCACCGGGGGCCGCGUCUGCUCCCCGCUGUCCCCGGCCGAGGGUCUCGGCUCUCGCUUGGCGUCCUCUCCCCGGGGCCAGCCUGCCCGGGCCAACCGACUCCCGUCCCCUAGACCCCUCUGCUCGUCCUUCUCCACACCCAGCACCCCGCUGGAGAAGUCACCUUCUGGCAGCUUCCACUUUGACUAUGAGGUCCCCCUUGGUCGCGGCGGCCUCAAGAAGAGCAUGGUACGGGACCUGCCUUCAGUCCUAGGCGGGCCGGGCAGUGGCCGCAGCACCGUCCUCUGCUCCUCCGGGGGGGGCCCCAACGGCAUCUUCGCUUCUCCCAGGAAGUGGCUCCAGCAAAGAAAGUUCCAGUCCCCACCCCACAGCCACGGCCAACCCUAUGUCGUGUGGAAGUCCGAGGGUGACUUCACGUGGAACAGUAUGUCGGGUCGCAGCGUACGGCUGAGGUCAGUCCCCAUCCAGAGCCUCUCGGAGCUGGAGCGAGCCCGGCUGCAGGAAGUGGCUUUUUAUCAGCUGCAGCAGGACUGUGACCUGAGCUGUCAGAUCACCAUUCCCAAAGAUGGACAAAAGCGAAAGAAAUCUUUGAGAAAGAAACUGGAUUCACUAGGGAAGGAGAAAAACAAAGACAGAGAGUUCAUCCCGCAGGCGUUUGGUAUGCCCUUAUCCCAAGUCAUCGCUAACGACCGGGCCUAUAAACUCAAGCACGACUCGCAGAGGGGCGAGCAGAGCGAUGCAUCCGAUUUUGUGGCUUCCCUCCUCCCAUUUGGAAAUAAAAGACAAAACAAAGAACUCUCAAGCAGUAACUCAUCUCUCAGCUCCACCUCGGAAACACCAAAUGAGUCAACGUCCCCCAGUACCCCGGAGCCGGCUCCUCGGGCCAGGAGGAGGGGUGCAAUGUCCGUGGAUUCUAUCACCGAUCUUGAUGACAAUCAGUCUCGACUGCUAGAAGCGUUACAACUCUCCUUGCCUGCCGAGGCUCAAAAUAAAAAAGAAAAAGCCAGAGAUAAGAAACUCAGUCUGAAUCCCAUUUACAGACAGGUCCCCAGGCUGGUGGACAGCUGCUGUCAACAUCUAGAAAAACACGGCCUCCAGACAGUGGGGAUAUUCCGAGUUGGAAGCUCGAAAAAGAGAGUGAGACAAUUACGUGAGGAAUUUGACCGCGGGGUUGACGUCUCCCUGGAGGAAGAGCACUGCGUUCAUGAUGUGGCUGCCUUGCUGAAGGAGUUCCUGAGGGACAUGCCGGACCCCCUUCUCACCAGGGAGCUGUACACAGCUUUCAUCAAUACUCUCUUGUUGGAGCCUGAGGAACAGCUGGGCACCUUGCAGCUCCUCAUCUACCUUCUACCUCCCUGCAAUUGCGACACGCUCCACCGCCUGCUGCAGUUCCUCUCCAUCGUGGCCAGGCACGCUGAGGACAACGUCAGCAAAGACGGGCAAGAGGUCACUGGGAACAAAAUGACAUCUCUAAACUUGGCCACCAUAUUUGGACCCAACCUGCUGCACAAGCAGAAGUCAUCAGACAAGGAAUUCUCGGUCCAGAGUUCAGCCCGGGCUGAAGAGAGCACAGCCAUCAUUGCCGUGGUGCAGAAAAUGAUUGAAAAUUAUGAAGCCCUGUUCAUGGUUCCCCCGGAUCUCCAGAAUGAAGUGCUGAUCAGCCUGUUAGAGACCGAUCCCGAUGUGGUGGACUAUUUACUCAGAAGGAAGGCGUCCCAAUCUUCAAGCCCUGACAUGCUGAGGUCGGAAGUUUCCUUUUCCAUGGGAGGAAGGCAUUCGUCCACAGAUUCCAACAAGGCCUCCAGCGGAGACCUCUCCCCUUAUGACAACAACUCCCCAGUGCUGUCCGAGCGCUCCCUGCUGGCUAUGCAAGAGGACGUGGCCCCGGGGGGCUCGGAGAGGCUUUGCAAAGGGCCAGAGCAGUACGUGCGGGUGAGCCAUCUGCCAUCUUCGAAGUCGAGGGAGAGUUCUCCUGGACCAAGGCUUGGGAAAGAUAUGGCAGAGGAGGCUUUCAAUAUCUGGGGAACUUGGCAUUCAACAUUAAAAAGUGGAUCCAAAGACCCAGGAAUGACAGGUUCCUACGGAGACAUUUUUGAAAGCAGCUCCCUCCGACCGGGGCCGUGUUCUCUUUCUCAGGGGAACCUGUCCCCCAAUUGGCCCCGGUGGCAGGGGAGCCCCAUGGAACUGGACAGCAGUGCGCGGGUCAUUGGCAGGACUCAGACCACGAGCACCAUCGCCGAGUGCACGGCGCACGCCCCCGUGGCCCGCGUCUGCAGCACGCCCCCCGUCAAGGGCGGCGGGGGCGGGAGGCGCGCGCCAAGGCCAAGGCCGGAGCCGUGCUGGACUCCGAGCAGCGCCGAAGACCUCGCGGAGCGCGAGCCGGCGGUGGCCUGGCUGCAGAGGCGAGGCAAGCCUCUGCACCAGAGACCUGCAGAGGGUGCCGGGCACGACAAGAGGCCUCCUCCUCCGUAUCCUGGUCCAGGCAAGCAGGCCCUAGCAUCGGCCCACCAGCCCGCGGAGCCGCCGCUGUGGAGGCCCCAGAGGCCAGAAGGAGGCUCCGGCAGAGCUUUGGAAGAGGGAAGCCAAAGAGCCGAGCGAGAACAUCAGGCCGCCCAGCCAAAAGCGAGCAGCGCCCACCCCAGUCCCGCCAGCGAUGAGAACAGUAAGACCUCGGGGGAACCCAACUGGCUCGACUGGCAGAGAGGGCGGUGGCAGAUCUGGGAGCUCUUAUCCACCGACAGCCCCGACGCCCUCCCGGAAACGCUGGUGUGAGCUCGGCCCUCCCGUCCCGAACAGCUUGCUUCCUCCCAGUGGGGGGAUGGGCGCGUUGGACAGUUGGGCGCUUCCUUGUUUUUCUUCUUGUACACUUAAAAAAAAAUAA
Molecule: messenger RNA, 3070 nt
Organism: Kogia breviceps (pygmy sperm whale)
Lineage: Eukaryota; Metazoa; Chordata; Mammalia; Artiodactyla; Physeteridae
Gene: ARHGAP6
Product: Rho GTPase activating protein 6
Biological process (GO): signal transduction
Molecular function (GO): phospholipase activator activity; phospholipase binding
Source: RefSeq, a predicted model, not a curated record